UAGCGGUAGCGGUAGACCAACGCAUUUGGCAUCCUCCUCCUCUCUGCAAUUAUUUCUCCUUUUGCAAACCAUUUUGCCUCUGCGGCGAGCAUCGGCGCGAAUCUUGCAGCUUCACGUUGUUGUUGCGGUUGAGCCAUGGCUUCGGUCUGUAUCAACAAUGUCGGAAUGUCGCCGGAGAAUUUCUUCGACUGCCCGCCAGUUCAACCCUCGCACGGCUGGCUGAGUCCUAGGGUUUCGUUUAGCCGCGAUUUGGCGGAUGAUGAUGGCGGCAAGAAUGGCGGUGAGAAGUCGGAGCAGGAUGAAUCGGUGGUUGAUUUUGUCGAUUUUGAGUUCCGGCUCAAUGAUCCGGAAACGAUGAUCUCCGCCGACGAGCUGUUCUCCGACGGGAAACUGGUUCCGCUUCAUCUCGUGCCGAUUCAGCCGUCUGGAGAGCGGGAGUUGGAGGUCGUGCGGACUUCAUCGAUACAUUCGCCAGAUCAUCUUUACUCGUUCUCACCGAAGCCGCCAAGGUGUUCGGGAGUGUGGAAGGAGCUGCUCGGUCUGAAGAAAGCGCAGAGUAUCGAAACAGAGCGCCAGAAAGCCGCCUCUGCUUCUUCAAAGGUUUCUAAUACCGUUUCUCUUAAGCAUUUCCUUCGCCGGAACAGUAGAUCUCCCUCAAUCGACUCCGCCCUUCCAUGUUCUCCACUUCCCCGCGACUCCGAUUCAGAAUCGGUGUUUUCAGCUCGCGCCUCGCUUUCUUCUUCCUCCUCCUCUGGCGCUGAUCACGAUGAUCUAAAUCCUCGCCUUUCACUCGACUCCGAUAAGAUCAGCCCGGUCUCUACAUCGCUGUGCCGAAAUCCAUCCCGGGCUAAAGCACCGCAGGCUAGAACACCGGCAUUCCGUCGAUUAUCUGGGAUAUCUGCGGAUGGCAACAUUGCGACCAUGCGAAUCGGUCUGAAUUCGAUCCGGUGGAACUCUGAAUCGGAGUUGGAUAGCGGCGAUGGUUUCCCGGCGGCUCUAAGAACUUUGGCGGAUAGCCCGCGGCUCAAUGCAUCUGGGAAAGUUGUUUUUCAUGGACUUGGAAGAAGCUCAAGCAGCCCGAGCAUCUCGAAUCGAGCUCCGAGAUCUCGUCCCCAUGGAAUGGAGCGGUCCUGGUCAGCUAAUGUCAUGUUCACGCCGGUUCUUAAUGUUCCUGUGUGCAGCAGCCAUCGUAGCACAGCGAAGUCCGUUCCCGCAUCAGGCUUCGGCCAACUCUUUUCGGUACAUAAAAGGGAGAAAGACGGCUCAUCUUCUGCGAAGAACGGACUCAACUGCUCGAGUAAUGUUACCAAAACAAAAUGCGAUAAAUCAACAACCCGGGAUUAAUUAGGUAGCGAAAUCCUAAGCUAAAAUCACUGAACUAGAACAAAAAUUCAAUUUUUAACUCUGGUUUAUUUCUUCUUUAUUUUAUUUUUUCAUGCAUUUGUUUCAGAAUUAGACAACCCUAUUUGCUAUUGAUAUAAAUACUAGUCCUUUUAGGUUGUAUUUUCAGCUGUUUCUGUAACAAUUUUCAGUUUUCCCAUCUCUUUGCUCUGUUUCUUAAGCUCUGGGGGACAUAUUUGUAACAACAGAAGAAGCUGUUUGUGCUCUUUUUUAAACUCUCGGUUUGCCGAGAUUUAGU
Phalaenopsis equestris is the source of this 1639-nucleotide messenger RNA. RefSeq lists its product as uncharacterized. The coding region runs from base 136 to 1344 and encodes 402 amino acids. Lineage: Eukaryota; Viridiplantae; Streptophyta; Magnoliopsida; Asparagales; Orchidaceae. The record is from RefSeq and is a predicted model, not a curated record. The transcript has a single exon.